Messenger RNA from Racocetra persica, 824 nucleotides. The record is from the annotation of a GenBank genome assembly. Lineage: Eukaryota; Fungi; Glomeromycota; Glomeromycetes; Diversisporales; Gigasporaceae.
GUUUUUAUAAUUCAAUGGCCAAGAAAAAAAAAUUAACCGCUUUACAACAAGGUGAGAUCUUGUAUAGUCACAAUCAUGGUGAAUCAUAUUCAACUAUCGCUAGAAAUGUUAAAUAUGAAAAGACUACAGUUCAUGAUAUCUUAAAACGUGCAGAAGCAGGAACUACCGUAGUAAAAAAACGUCCAGGCCGAAAGCCUAUUUUUGACACACCCGCACUAGAAGAACUUAAAAGACUUGUUACACAAGAUACUAAUCAUCGUCGUCUAAGUGCUCGUGAAAUACAAGAAUUAUGGAAUAAGGAAAAAAAUCAAACCGUCUCCAUUUCUACAAUACGUCGUGCUUUGAAAAAAACUGGUCUUCGUUCAUGUGUUGCUCAUGAGUCUUUUUUUAGACAAUUUUCGUCAAGUCAUAAUAUCAGAGUUUGGCGUACCUCUGCUGAAGAAUUUGAUGAAUCAUGUCUUGUUCUUACUGUGAGUCGUAGUCCUGGUCUAUACACACAAUUUAUGAGAAAAUAUGCUAUGUCUGCUAUACAUCAACUAGUUCCUAAUAGAAAAGGCAUUUUUCAACAAGAUAAUACGCCCUCUCACAAAUCCAGAAAAGCUAUAGAUUUUUUUGAUAAUGCUGAUAUUUCCAUGUUACUCUGGCCACUGCAGAGCCCAGACUUGAACCCAUUAGAGAACCUUUGGCAGGAGGUUGAAAGCCGUUUACAUAGUUCUUUGGAUAAACCUACAAGUAUUGAAGAUUUGGAAGAAAAGGUUAAAGCUACUUGGAAUUCGAUUCCACCCAGAUAUUAUCGUGGGCUAGUCAAUAGUAUGCCCAAUCAG